Molecule: messenger RNA, 2614 nt
Organism: Andrographis paniculata
Lineage: Eukaryota; Viridiplantae; Streptophyta; Magnoliopsida; Lamiales; Acanthaceae
Exons: 6
Coding region: 1784-2614 (276 amino acids)
Source: RefSeq, a predicted model, not a curated record
UUUGAGGAAUUAUCUGGUAAGGUGACAGAAGGAAUUGAAGUUGAUAAGGUAGGAGAGGGUGAGGGCAUACAAGUAGGUGAGGCUUCUGAAUCUGGCAGUGAAUUUUUCAUGGGUUCAGAUACUGAUGAGGAGGAUGCUUUUUUAUUUGAUGAUAAUGUGAAUGAUGUAUCCGAGGAGAUUAUCGGUGAUUUGGAAGGAGCGGAGAAAAGCAUAUGGAUGAAAGGAGAGAUAGUGCAUUUGAGGGGGAUGCCGAGCAUGAGACAGAAGAUGAUAUGUUGGAGACUGAUAAUGAACUUGCAGAAUUGGUAGAAUCAGACGACGGUGGCUUAAAGGAUAAACCUUUUCCCACAUUCCAAGAAGUUGAUCUGUUUUCACCAAAGUUUGAAAUUGGUAUGGCCUUUUAAAGCAUGAAUGAGUUGAAAGAUGUGAACUCCUACGCUGUUGUCAAUUGGAGGCAAAUAAAGUUCACAAAAGUUGACCCGAAAAGAGUGUAUGCUAUUUGUGGUGACAUCAGUUGUAGCUGGAAAAUUCAUGCACGUGUGAUGGAUGAUGGAAUUGGAUUUGAGAUCUCAGUGUACCAAGGAGAGCAUACUUGUGAGGAGAAGUUCAACCUGUCCAAUAUGAAAACGAAGUGGUUGAGCGAUAAGUAUGCAAAUAAGUUCAAAUCCGACCCGAAAAGAACAAUGAAAGGAUUCAGAGUGGAUGUUAUCAACGAAUUACGAGUAAAUGUGUCAAAGGAUAUCGCCUAUAGGGCCAAAUAAAGAGCUUUGAAAGAGUUGGAAGGGGAUGCCACACAUCAGUAUGCUAGAAUUUGGGAUUAUACCCACGCACUACUGCAAUCUAAUCCUGGGACAACUGCUGUGUUAGGGACCGAGGUGGAUGGGGAUAACUCCACAUUUGACAAAAUGUAUAUUUGCCUCGAUGCGCUGAAAAGGGGUUUCAAGGAAGGCUGUAGGCCUUUUAUUGACAUUGAUGGAUGUCAUCUUGGACUGUUUAUGGGAGAGUCUUGUUGUCUGUUGUUGGUUUGAAUCCAAACAAUUGAAUUUUUCCGAUAGCCUUUGCAUCAGCGGCAAUGAGACUCAGGAUAUAUGGACUUGGUUCCUAGCAUUAUUGAAGAGGGAUUUGGAAAUAACGUCUGAAUGGGAAGGUUGUUUUAUGUCCGAUAAACAUAAAGAACUUGUGCAAGCAUUGUUGGAUGUAUUCCCUGGGAAAGAACACCGAUGUUAUGUAUGGCACUUACAUAAUAACUUUUUGACCACUUGCUUCAAAGGGACAGCCUUGAAGAAUGCCUUAUGGAAGGCAGUAAGGGCCCCCAUUGUUGGUGAAUUUAAACAGAAGAUGGAUGAGGUAAAUGAGUUGGACGAAAAGGCGUGGGAAUGGCUUCGAGCAAAGUCUGCUGAGGAAUGGAGCAGGUCACACUUUAAGCUAUUUUCUAAGUGUGACCUGCUUGUUAAUAACUUGUGUGAGAGUUUUAAUAGUGUCAUAUCCGAGGCCCGAGACAAGCAUAUUUUAUCUAUUUUUGAAGAGAUUCAAGUGUACCUUAUGAAGCGAUUGCAAGCUAAUAGAGAUCACGCUGGCAGAAAAUGUGGGGACUUGGUGAUUUGCCCGAAGGCAAUGAAGGUUGUUCGAAGGAAUAGAGCAAAUGUGGCAAAUUGUAUUCCGAUCAAGUCAGAUGACAAGCAUUAUCAGAUAUCUUGCGCUGAUGGAAGACAACACAGUGUGGACUUGGCCGACAGGACGUGUUCGUGUAGGAGGUCGCAAUUGAGUGGGAUCCCAUGUAAUCAUGCUAUCUCGGCAAUUAGAAAUCAAGGGGGAUACCAUAGACUAUGUGAGCAGUGUGUAUCAUGUGGAAACAUAUAAGCGAGUGUGUGCCUAUUCAAUCAAAGCCGUAAGUAGUGAGGUGUUUUGGGAACCCACAAAUUACCCUCCUCCGAAGCCACCCACUAUUAGGAGACGCAUUGGGAGGCCAAAGAAACAACAAAAAUGUGAUUCUGAUGAGCCUUGGAAAAAUCCUAAGAUAAAAGAGGGAACGUCGAGGUUGAAAAGAAGGCAAACCACCAUUAAAUGUGGUUGUUGUGGUGUUGCUAGCCAUAAUGCAACCCACUGCCCAUCCCUGAACCCACAACAUAAGGAUACAACUAUGGAAGAUGGAGAAACUAUGGACGAGGGAGCAACCAGUGCAGAACAUUUGCCCGCAACUGAAGAACAAUGCGGACAAACUUCGGUCCACGAAAGUGCUCCAGGUGUGACUGAGGAACAAAUCGACCCAGCAACACAAGAAUCCACUGCCAAUGUUGCGUGUAGAAGGGUUGAUCAAAUUACACAACCGAAACGAAAAAGACAACCAAUGCUACCUUUACAGCGUAGUACAAGAAAUGUUAGGGCACCUAAUACAUCGGGAAGUAAAGAACAAGUUUCCGUUGAACCAGAUCCCCCAACAACCCUGAUUGAACAACGUCCAGUUGAAAAUUGUCUCCCAACAACCGUGAUAGAAACACCUAUGCCUUCCCCAAAAUGCAAUGCAGAACCUCAUCGAGUAAAGCUCACUACACUACCACCACGACGAAGCCAUCCUGAUCGUUCAUCUUUGAAACUUGUUGCUUCAGUAGCUUAA